CGCCAAUAGGGGUCAGCAUUGGUCGUUAUGUGCGUAGAGGCCAGUUGAGCAGUGGCGAAGAAGAAUGUCGUGAACAAGGAAGUCAAUAAAUCUACAGGCAGCCACGGUCGGUUUCCUUUUGUUUUGUUUGUUUUUUUGGUUUCCUUUUUUUUAUCGUAAUCGCUAUCAUUUUUUAACCAGGACAGUUAUUAGGAUUAACGAAACCAGUUUCAUUCUCCGUAUUGACUUGGUUUUUGCGUAAUGGUCGACGAUAUUCGACGUUAGCGGUGAGCUAGUCGUGUGGGCUAAUAACGUUGCUAACAGGCCUGAAGCCAUCGGCUCUGUUCACCGUUUGUCAAAAGCGAAAUAUUUUGGGACGGCGGUGAUCGAAACGUUCGUUCGAUAACGUUGAGUGUAGCUGAGGUGGCUCUUGGGAGCGGAAUCGUUAAAACUAAGUGCACACCAACCAACUGCCGCAGAGCGAAAGGAGCGGACGAGCAUGUAUGCCCCGCCGGGUUCGACCGUUCCCGGAGGCCGUGGAAGGAGAGGGGGCAGCCCGUUGCCCAAGCAACCAGAGCGGAGCCUGGUGUCGGCUCUGCCGGGAGCCCUUUCCAUAACCGCCCUGUGCACGGCUCUGGCUGAGCCAGCCUGGCUCCGGAUUCAUGGAGGCACCUGCCCCAGACAAGAGCUCGGAGUGGCGGAUGUCUUAGGCUGCGUUGACCCCAAGCUCCUGGACGAAUACUGCGUGAACCCUCAGACCAUAUUGUUGCUGCGAGUGAUCGCCGCCUUCUGUUUCCUGGGCAUCUUUUGCAGCCUGACUGCAUUCCUCCUGGAUGUGUUCGGACCGAAGUACCCAGCUCUCAAGAUCACACGGAGAUAUGCCUUCGCGCACAUCCUUACAGUGCUGCAGUGUGCCACCGUCGUCGGCUUCUGCUACUGGGCCUCCGAGCUCAUCUUGUCACUGCAGCAGCAACACAAAAAAAACCACGGCUCCCUCGUGUACGUCGCCUUCGCCAUCAGCUUCUACCUGGUGGCGGGGGCGGGCGGGGCCUCCAUCCUCGCCACGGCCGCCAACUUGCUGCGCCACUACCCCACCGAGGAGGAGGAGCAGGCUUUAGAACUGCUCUCCGAGAUGGAGGACAGCAGCGAGACGUUUCCCGCCGACUAUGACAUUGGCAACCAGUUUCAGCCUCCGCCCGCGUACACGCCCUGACAAGCGGCGGUGGCGUUCGCUUGAGGAGGCGACGUGCUCGCAGUCGGCUUUGCAAAUACUUCUAUAGUUGAACACGGCAUGUGCAGCCAGUGCGCACGCUCCAUGACUGACAAGCGCUUGGGUGCAUGAGCGCUAAGAAAUGGUUGUGACUUUCACAGAUGACGUAUAUUUGCAUGUAAAUGGCUCGUCGGGCUUGUUUCUUCAUCUAAAGCAGAGUGCUCAACAUGGCUGAUGAAGUCACUGAUGGUGCAGCCUGAUCAAUACUGAUUUUCUUUCACUAUUAUCCAAGCAGGCUGUCGACCGCCGGUUGAUUGGCUCCUAGCGUGCUUUGAGCAUUCUUUUGUCCCAUGUUUUAACAAAAGGAACGCAACAAAAGUACAGAAAACCACUUGAGGUAUUUUAUACAAAAUAACAAACAGCCCUUAUUUAUUGAUUAGUUAGAUGUCUCGCUUUUGCUUCUCUGUCGCUGGUUUAGUCUUGCGUGAUCACGUUCUGUGCUUACGAGAGAGAACAUGUUUUCUAUGCUUUGACUCACCGCCACGGAUGGAGGUGAAGGAAACCGUUUUGCUAUUAAAGUACGAUUCACACUCAACAGAAGCCUCACUGCAAUGAGUUGUUGUCCUUUGUAUUCCAUUGGUUUCAAUACAACUUUAUUUGUACUGUGUGAGCCAGUAGUGUUUCGCUUCAUGUGAGAUCUUUUGCGUGCUAAUCUUAAAAGCGUCUUGAAAUUGUGAUUAGUUGGGUGAGCCAAGUUGGUUGUGUGCUUUUCUGUUUCACAAAGUUCCUGCUUUGUAUUCCUGGUUUUCAGGUCAUGUGUUCGUCACUAUGUAAAUAUUGUUUAUACAUUAAAAAAAUAACUCAAACUUCAA
Molecule: messenger RNA, 2061 nt
Organism: Phycodurus eques (leafy seadragon)
Lineage: Eukaryota; Metazoa; Chordata; Actinopteri; Syngnathiformes; Syngnathidae
Gene: tmem127
Product: transmembrane protein 127
Exons: 3
Coding region: 479-1192 (237 amino acids)
Biological process (GO): negative regulation of TOR signaling; negative regulation of cell population proliferation
Cellular component (GO): membrane
Source: RefSeq, a predicted model, not a curated record